This is a messenger RNA of Filobasidium floriforme, 6322 nucleotides long. RefSeq lists its product as uncharacterized. The transcript is spliced from 11 exons. Gene Ontology annotation, cellular component: t-UTP complex; 90S preribosome; small-subunit processome. The record is from RefSeq and is a predicted model, not a curated record. Bases 82 to 6207 code for a protein of 2041 amino acids. NCBI's taxonomy places the organism in Eukaryota, Fungi, Basidiomycota, Tremellomycetes, Filobasidiales, Filobasidiaceae. Gene Ontology annotation, biological process: positive regulation of transcription by RNA polymerase I; maturation of SSU-rRNA from tricistronic rRNA transcript (SSU-rRNA, 5.8S rRNA, LSU-rRNA). Gene Ontology annotation, molecular function: snoRNA binding.
UACCAAUACCUCGCCCCUCCAAAACUGGACGCCCAUCUUCCUGGUCAGAAGAUCCGGCUCAGAAAAAUAUAGAUCUCCACCAUGACCACCUCUCUCGCACAACAACUCCGAGGGAUUGCCUCCCUAGAUGCUGACCGGAUCACCUCGAACCAUGGAGCACCCAGCGGCAAAUCAUACCUCUUCCCUCCCGCUCAGGCGGCCUCUAUGGACUUGGACGCCAUCUAUAAUGUAGCAGUAUCCGGGUUUGAAGAGUUGUUGGAGAUAGAUCCUGGAAUGGAGCGGUUCGAAGAUGAUUUCUUCUCCGAGACGAGCAAAGCCACGGAUAGGAUGAUGUUGCCGAAAGAGACGAACCGGGAAUUGGAUGGGAAACUGGAAGUCUGUCUGAGAAGGUUGUCACAGUGGUUGGCUCUGAAAUCGGGGGCCAAGUGCUUCGAAUGGCUGGUACGGCGGUUCAGGGUACAUGAACUCAAUGUCGACGCCGUCAUCGAAGCUUUCCUCCCUUACCACGAUUCUACCCAAUUCCCCCGUAUGCUCGCGAUCAUCCGCCUCGAGAGCACGAACAAAUCCCCCUACUUCAGCCUACUUCAUCCUCUUCAAAAGUCCCCUCAGACCCUUGAUCGAUCACUCUUGAUCCGGUACAUGGCACCGGCCAAAGACAAGUCGCUUUUUAUCCUCCAGAGGGUACUGGCCUUGCUUCCGAAAGCUGCGGAAGAGGGAGUCACACAUAGGACGCUGUUGAACUUUUGGGGAGCUAUCUUGGUGGAGUUCCUAGAGAAGAUUAGGGGAGAAGGUGGGGUUCCGGAGAAUGUCGUCAAGGCGCUAGUACAAGGAUUUGUCAGGGCGGUGACCGUAGAGCGGGGCGGACCUGAUUUCGCUCCUGCGGUCUACGCACCUAUGCUGUUAUUCGUCCGAUCCAUCCCUCUUGCAUCGGCUCCCUACGGUGCCAUCAUCUCCAGCUUAGCCUCGAAUAAGGACGUCGACAUGGUCCACCGUAUCUUGACCCUGAUGAUCUGCUUAGAACACGCUCCUGAAGCAUGGAUGCUCGACCUCGGAUCCGACUGGGAGAGAAUCUUUGGCACGCACAAGCAUCAAGAACGGAUUUCUCAGGCGGUUAUUGCCAGCGCCAAACAGUUCAAGCUGGAGAGGAGCUUGAAGAUGUUGACGAGUUGGACAUUGAGACGACCCGCUGCUGGAUCGUCAAUAGUCAGGAACAUCAUCAACGAGACCGACGUCCCGAUUAUCGUGAAAAAGACGAUCGCCAAACACUGUAGUAGCGUUCGUGAAGGAGAGACGAGCGAGGACUCUACGGCGAGACAGUACUUGAACAGUCUGCUGGAUCAGAGAUAUCCGGACAUCGUGGCCUCGGCUAUCAAGGCUGCUGGGAACCAUGCCCUGCUGCCCAAGGGUCAAUCGGGCAAGUCGCGAAGAACGGACGAGAUGGAGGUGGAUAUCGGCGAGGCGAUCGACGUUGAUGGGCAGGAUGCUGCGAUGGAUAUCAGCAUGGACGAGGACGAUAUCUCGCCCUUUAUCCAGGCGGUAUCUGCUGACUUGCCCAGCCGGAUCCAGGGGAUCGAUCAGCUGCUUGGUGCUAUCGAUUCGUUUACGCCGGAAGAGCGACAAUCGAUCCGGAUGAUCUUGAAGGGUCUCUUGACGGAAAACGAGGGAGAGCUUAUCGAGACCAUCUAUAAGCACGGCGAGGCCGUCAUGUCUUUACUAGAGCCGACCGAGAUCGUCGAUGCUCUGUCUGUGCCCAUGUACAAGGGGGAAACCAAGCGGGAUGUCGUCGUCAGGCACGUGACAUUCGCCAGCGCUCUCCCGGCGAGGUUCCCCGAUGAGAAGCAUCUUCAAAGCAAGAUCUUCCGUCAGAUAAUCUUCCCCGUCGUGAUCUUUACGAAGUCGCGCAAGGUCACUAUCACUGCCGCUUGGAAAGCUUUGUUGGCGCUUCCCGCUGGCUCGGUGCCUCCAAUCGAGGGCAUCGAGGCGGUCUUUGCGGAGAGCGAAGGCAAAGACAAUGAUGAAAACACCAACAAGGAAAAGAUUGACAAGAUUUCAACUAUCCUGGCGCGAAAUUUGGCUCGUGAAUCGUUAGCGACCGGAAACGCAAAGUUCCUCUUGGAUCAGACCGCCUCGCAAAACGACAUGGUCCGAGCUCAUGCGCUCUUUGUUGUUUCCAAAUUCCUGGCCGAGAUCGGACCUGCCGUCCAGCCUUUCGUCCUGUCGGAGCUCAACAAGGUCAUCCCUCGAUGGCCCGUCUAUGACGACGUGGAGGCGGCUCUGAAACCGGCCGAAGUGGCGGACAGAAUGUACUCGAAGCCCACUCAAGCCAAAACCUUGGCCGCUUUGCAAGAACAUUGUCUCGUUGGCAUUCGACACAUGAAGCUGGCACCUGCGAUUCGCCAUUGGGUCAUGCCUUCUGAUGUAAACGAGCUCGAGUCGGUCAGGACCGCUUUGAAGGGCAUCUACAGCUUGGUCAAUUCCAGCACCCUGUCGUCGGCGACAGCCAGAUCGAUACUACAUUCCGUCUUUGGGAAGCUACGGGAGCGAUCGCUCGUCUUCUUGGCCGACACCUGGACCGACGAGAGGCAGCCUGUCGACAUCCGCUUUUGUGCCGCAAGCCACGGACAUGCCUACCUCGCUGCAUGCGGGGACUCUGAUGGUAAAUCUCGUACCGAUUUCCAGUGCCUGAUUCCAUCCGUCUUGAUGCUCUUGAUGGACGAGGCAAAAUCGCUUCGAGAGGCCGGUGUCGCCCUCCUGAAUCAGAUCCAUGCCAGUAUGGGUAAUGCGAUCGACGACAUCUAUGCGGUCGACGACCUGUACGGUCCUGAAACCUCGAAGGUCAAGCUUCUUCAGGCCAAAGAAUCGAGGUUCUACCUCGAAGCCCUGUUGCGAGAGGCAGCCGGAUUGAUCACGGACAAGGACUACCUGACUAUCAUCCAUGGACGCCUGAUUCACCCCGCUACCGCGGAAAAUAAGAAGGCUGCCAACAUCUGCCGCGCAAUCAUCGCGUCACUGACCUCACACGUCGUAGGCUGGAAGCUGAAUGGACCUCGAGUCAAGUUGUUGCGUAGUCUGGGCCAAAUUAGCGAAGUCACCAAACUCGACGGUCUUGCCAGCAUAUUCGAGGAUCUGGACAAGCCCCAGAGCAAGGAGAUUGCUUGUCUGAAGCGACUUUCGGUCGCUAAAUCUAACGCUUUCCUCACGGCGCUCUUUGACGUGCUUGACCUAUCUACUGCCAAGCAAUUCGCCAAGGGCAACCAUGAAGGAUUCUUCAAGGUUGUCCUCUCUCUCGUCUACCGCAAUGUACCGGAACGAGCGGGUCAGGUUUCGGACACGAUUCGGGAAUUGAUCCUGACCAGGUUGAACAAGGACGUCUUCGCGCAGCUCGGCCUCGUGCAGCAGGAACAGCUGGUAUUGGCGGUCAUCGAAGGCUUGCCGUCUUUUAGCGACGGGUCUCGCAGAACAUGCAAGGCUUUGCUUCGCGACAUGCCUCUGGGUGGAGAUGGAUUGGUUGACAUCUUGCGCAAACUUACCGAGGUCAGCGAACCAGAGGAUACUUCUCGUAGCAAGCGAACCAGGACGGAAGACGUUUCCGAACCGACCUUCUCGAUUGCUCCUCUCAUGGGCUUCCUGGAGUCGAGGAACGCUUCCGACAUCCCUGUCGAUCCUAGAUUGGUGACCCUUGGUCUUGAUACCCUCGCCGUUAUCCUAGACCACAGGAAGAACAUCGACAGUGGUUCGGCCGACUUUGUUGAACAGUCCUUGUUGACGCUGAUGAUCAACAUCCUGGAUCAGAUCCGAGACAAGCGACAGCUCCAGGGCGAGUCGUUCGGUGUCGAGGUUCUGGUCAAGCUCAUCCGAAGUUCCAGCAACCCACGCACAUCGCAGAUGGCAUUGCUCUUCAUCGGCAGUCUCGCUCGCCUGGUCCCCGACGCCGUUCUACACAACGUCAUGCCCAUCUUCACCUACGUGGGGUCUAGCGAUUUCCAGAGGGAUGAUGCAUACAGCUUCUCCGUGGUAGAGAAGACUGUCGAGAGUACUGUUCCCGUCAUCGUACAAUCUAUGCGCGACAAGACCAAUAGCGAACUCAGCCUCUUCAUCGAAGCUAGGCCUUUGUUGAGAAUCUUCGCGGACAUGGCUCAAAGGCUUCCCAAACACAGGACUCUGCCCUUCUACGUCCACCUCGUCACGUGUAUGGGUGUUUCGGAUUUCCUCGCACCGAUCAUCAUGUUGUUGGCGACCAGUGGAAAGAGGCUCAAGGCUGACAGCGAUUCGUCGCGCCUCGCAAAGUCCCUUAUCGCGCGAUUCGAGCCUUCCAUCCGAUUGCAAGCCGUCUCAAACAUCUUGAGCGAGAUAUCGAGGUUGUCGUCAACCAUUACUGAGGAAAACGAAGGAGCCUUCCUGUUCUUUGGAGACAAUGCCGAAGCCAUUCUCGGACCGAGAGCUUCGGUAAUGACUGAUAUCGUGCGGGACGUUGUGCAAGGGCUUUCGGCAUCUCAGCAGGAUCAGGCGGCGAUCCGAAACAUCAUUGGGCAGCUCAUUGCUUUAUCUGCGAAGCCACGUUCCGAAUUCUCCGCGUCAUUCGACACCAAGGCGUUUCAGAUUGAGCUUGCCGUCACUCUCGACGCCGCUUUGCAGAAGAUUACCGUGGACAGCUUCAUCAGUGUCACUCAGGAUUUGCUAUCGAGGGACCAAGCGUCUCUUGUCGCGCGAGCUCUUGAUCUCGUGGUCGAGCGGGUCCCGUUGAUCAGGAGCGAUCUUCGAAUCAGCUUGAGCGACGUCAUGACAGAGAUCUUGCGAGCUGCUUAUGCGAUCCUCGAUCGGACUGAAGCAUCGCUACAGGUUCUGGCCAUUCGAGCUAUCAGUGCUGUCACCAGGAUUGUCGUAGACACAGAAGACGUCGUUGUUGCACAGGCAGUCGCGCCUCUUGCCAAGAUCGCUCAGCUGGAUACCAACGGUCCCGAAGUUUUGGCUGCUAUGGAUCUAUUGGUGGACUUGACCAAACGCUUGGAAAGUAGGAUGAUCCCACACAUUGCGCCGCUCUUCAAGUUGAGCCGCGACAAGCUAUCCUCCGAAACCGACGAGACGAGAGUCGUCAACUCGGCCAUCGAUCUCAUCGGAGCUGUCGUCAUGGCCGUGCCCACCUUCAUGGCUCCAGCACAGCUGGGCGACUCGCUGCUUGCUGCUAUCCAGGUGGAUGUCAGCGGGUCGGGCAAGCAUUUCGAUGCACUGAUCGCCAGCGUAGCCAAACGGGUACCCACGCCCAACUUGUUACCAGUCGUUGUCGCUCUUUGGUCGCGGCUGCUGAGUGGAUCCGAUAACGCGUUGCAAAAAUAUUUCCGGCUCGUCCAAAGGACAAUCCGACAUGCGAGCAGGGCUUCGUUGCCUGCGCUUGUCAAGGCUGUCUUUGCCUUGUUCCUGGACGCUUUCGAUCUAUGCAACGACCCGGUGCAUCCCAACAUCACAGAGAGUCUCAUUCUGCCUGCGUUCUUGGACAUGGUUGAGAAGUUGAACGAAGCAACCUUCAAGCCACUCUUCGGCAGGAUGUACGAUUGGGCUGCUAUCAGGUCGGAUACCGACCCACAAGACGAUGACGUGCUCUAUCGACGCAAGAUCUCGCUUUAUCGGAUUACUCGCGGCCUGUUUAGCAAGUUUAGGUCUAUCAUGACCCCGUACUUGAACACUUUGUCUCCCUUGACGACCGAGAUUCUGAGCGCCGCAGCGAUCAAGCCCUCCAAAGACACUGAGCUGUGGCGAUCCGUAAUCGCGACCUUGACGACGUCAUUCCAGGUCGACGAUGCAGUCUACUGGACUGAGCAACGAUACCAGGCGAUGGUUCCCGUAUUGGUAUCGCAAAUUGGGGGACUCUCCAGGCUCAAAUCGGACAAUGUCAAAGAAGCACAACAUUUGGCCGAGUGUUUCGGAGCGUUCGCCGGAUCGACAACGUCAGAGAGCGUUCUCAAGUCCUUCAAUAUGGCCAUUCUCAUGACGACCCGGUCGGACAAUGCGAACGAGAGGCUGAUCGCAUUGAUCGUGCUGGAAAAGGCGUGGCAGAACCAGGAAGAGCUCGUUCAAUUCGCACCAGAGACGGUCGCAGAAUUCUUGAGCGAGUGCCUGCAGGACGAGAACGGUGCCGUGGAAGGCGCGGCCCGCAAGGUCUUGAAGCGAAUUGAAGGCUUGGUAGGCGACUUGUCGGCCUAUCUCGAAUAGACCUGGUACAUAAUAAUGGCAUAGUCUACAUGUGUAGUGUAUUAUAAUCUUGCAUGCGCCUGUCAUAUUAUGCAUCAUCAUCAUCAUCGGCGAGUCUGUUGCAGGAAAGCGCGGA